Rubroshorea leprosula is the source of this 3471-nucleotide messenger RNA. NCBI's taxonomy places the organism in Eukaryota, Viridiplantae, Streptophyta, Magnoliopsida, Malvales, Dipterocarpaceae. The record is from the annotation of a GenBank genome assembly.
AAAUUGCAACACAGCAGCUUUUGAGAAAAUCGAGAACUAAAAAAGUACGGAAGAAGAGGAAGGUAUAGAGCUCGAGAAAAACCACCAGCACGUAGGGUUUUCGCUGAGCACGCUUCUUCGCCGGAGUUCAGUUUACUGGUCGCCAUUUGAUCUGAUUGAUCUGGUUUGAUGAUCGAAAAUUUUUGAGGGAGGAGGCCGAUCGAGAUGAUAUCCUUGCAGAACGGGGCGGGGAUUUCUCGGGCUCGGUAUGGGGGCGGAGCAGCAGAUCGGGCCGAUGAGGCCGACGCCAGACCAGUUUUCGUUGGGAAGCAGGAGCCUUCUUCUUCGCUCAGUCUUGUCUCCUAUCAAGGACAUGAUUCUCACGAAGUUGAUGAGGACACCCAUUUGACCCUUGCUCAUCAAUUAUACAAAGCUGGCAACUAUAAGCAGGCAUUAGAGCAUAGCAAUGCUGUAUAUGAGAGGAAUCCACUGCGCACUGAUAAUCUCCUUCUUUUAGGUGCUAUUUAUUAUCAGUUGCAUGAUUAUGAUAUGUGCAUUGCAAGAAACGAGGAGGCCCUUCGUAUUGAGCCACGUUUUGCUGAAUGUUAUGGGAACAUGGCUAAUGCAUGGAAGGAAAAAGGUGAUAUUGAUCUUGCUAUCCGUUACUACAUGAUUGCCAUUGAGCUUCGUCCCAAUUUUGCUGAUGCAUGGUCAAACUUAGCCAGUGCUUACAUGCGAAAAGGAAGACUGAAUGAGGCUGCACAAUGCUGUCGUCAGGCUCUUGCUUUAAAUCCUCUUCUGGUUGAUGCUCAUAGUAACCUUGGCAAUCUAAUGAAGGUGCAAGGGCUGGUGCAAGAAGCUUACAGUUGCUACUUAGAGGCUUUGCGGAUUCAGCCAACAUUUGCCAUUGCUUGGUCAAAUCUUGCUGGUCUUUUUAUGGAGUCUGGUGACUUGAAUAGAGCCCUUCAAUAUUAUAAGGAAGCUGUUAAACUGAAACCUACAUUCCCUGAUGCCUAUCUAAAUCUUGGAAAUGUUUACAAGGCUCUGGGAAUGCCUCAGGAAGCUAUCAUGUGUUAUCAGCGUGCUGUUCAGACUCGUCCAAACAAUGCAAUAGCUUAUGGGAAUCUGGCUAGUGCAUAUUAUGAUCGAGGCCAACUGGACAUGGCAAUUCUCUAUUAUAAGCAAGCUGUUGCUUGUGAUCCAAGAUUUUUAGAAGCAUACAAUAAUUUGGGUAAUGCAUUGAAGGACGUUGGUCGAGUAGAGGAAGCAAUUCAAUGCUAUAAUCAAUGCCUUGCAUUACAGCCGAACCAUCCACAAGCACUUACCAACCUUGGAAAUAUAUAUAUGGAAUGGAAUAUGGUGGCUGCUGCAGCUUCAUACUAUAAGGCUACCUUGAGUGUCACAACAGGGCUGUCUGCUCCAUUCAACAAUCUUGCUGUGAUUUAUAAGCAACAGGGAAACUAUGCAGAUGCCAUAUCGUGUUACAAUGAAGUUCUACGGAUUGAUCCCUUGGCGGCUGAUGGACUUGUCAAUAGAGGCAACACUUACAAGGAGAUUGGUAGAGUCAGUGAAGCAAUACAAGAUUAUCUACGUGCCAUCAGUAUCCGGCCAAAUAUGGCUGAAGCUCAUGCAAAUUUGGCUUCAGCUUAUAAAGAUAGUGGGCAUGUUGAGGCGGCCAUUAAAAGCUAUAAGCAGGCACUGGUCCUUCGACCUGAGUUUCCUGAAGCUACUUGUAACCUUCUACACACAUUGCAGUGUGUCUGUUGCUGGGAGGAUCGUGAUAAAAUGUUUGCUGAAGUUGAAGCAAUCAUCAAGAGGCAGAUAAAUAUUUCUGUUCUUCCCAGCGUGCAGCCUUUCCAUGCUAUAGCAUAUCCCCUUGAUCCAAUGCUUGCACUUGAAAUUAGCCGUAAGUAUGCAGCUCAUUGCUCCUUGAUUGCAUCUCGUUUUGCUCUUCCACCUUUCAACCAUCCUGCUCGUAUUCCUAUUAAGUGUAAUGGUGGAAGUGAGAGGUUAAAGGUUGGUUAUGUGAGCAGUGACUUUGGUAAUCACCCGCUAUCGCAUCUUAUGGGAUCAGUAUUUGGCAUGCAUAACAGAGCCAAUGUUGAGGUGUUUUGUUAUGCCUUGAGUCCUAAUGAUGGUACUGAAUGGAGACAAAGGAUCCAUACAGAAGCUGAGCAUUUUAUAGAUGUUUCUGGCAUGUCAUCUGAUGCAAUAGCCAAAAUGAUUAAUGAGGAUGGAAUACAGAUCCUUAUCAACCUUAAUGGUUAUACAAAGGGAGCAAGGAAUGAAAUUUUUGCUAUGCAGCCUGCACCCAUACAAGUUUCUUACAUGGGAUUUCCUGGUACUACUGGAGCAACUUACAUAGAUUACUUGGUCACUGAUGAGUUUGUUUCACCUCUACACUAUGCUCAUAUUUAUUCUGAAAAGAUUGUCCAUCUUCCACAUUGCUACUUUGUGAAUGAUUAUAAACAGAAAAAUCGUGAUGUCCUGGAUCCCCAUUGUCAGCAAAAACGCUCAGAUUAUGGCCUUCCCGAAGACAAAUUUAUAUUCGCAUGCUUUAACCAGCUAUACAAAAUGGAUCCUGAAAUCUUCGACACUUGGUGUAAUAUUCUUAAACGAGUACCAAAUAGCACCCUUUGGCUCCUUAGAUUCCCAGCUGCAGGAGAAAUAAGACUUCGUGCAUAUGCUAUUUCACAAGGUGUGCUGCCAGACCAAAUUAUUUUCACAGAUGUUGCCAUGAAGCAUGAGCAUAUCAGACGCAGUGCUUUAGCAGAUUUGUUCCUUGACACGCCCUUAUGCAAUGCACAUACCACGGGCACCGAUAUUUUAUGGGCUGGGUUACCUAUGGUGACACUGCCCCUUGAAAAAAUGGCUACAAGGGUAGCUGGAUCACUUUGUCUUGCUACUGGUCUCGGUGAUGAGAUGAUUGUAAACAGUAUCAAAGAAUAUGAAGAGAGAGCAGUGUCCUUGGCAUUAAAUCGGCCAAAGCUCCAUGCUCUGACUAAUAAACUGAAGUCAGUUCGUAUGACCUGCCCUCUGUUUGACACACUGCGCUGGGUGAGGAAUCUUGAGAGGGCAUACCUCAAAAUGUGGAAUCUUUACUGCUCGGGCCAACAGCCGCAGCAUUUUAAAGUAACUGAGAAUGAUUUGGAAUUCCCUUAUGAUAAAUAGGGGCAUAGAGCCAGAAACGGGAUUGUAAAUAAGAAAACAAGAGAUACAAAUAUUACAUUUAGGAAGAGAUUCAUCUAUUGAGGUGUGUUGGUGUUAUAUUGCAAAAUUGGAUAGAUCAAUGCUUACUUAGUCUGAUUAGAAGUUGGUGAAAGGGGUCUGUAGGAGAAACGAGAUCCAAAUUAUGAGCCAGUUUCUUGGGGUAUGUUAUUUCAAUAGUCUCCUUUUUCUCAUCUUGUUGAUUUUAACAUGAGUGUACUUUUGACGCCAUCUGACCUGAGGUUAAAACAAGUGAAUUUUCGGAGGGGUAUGCCUAUUGCUGAU